CCUCGAGAAGCAACAUCGUGCAUUAAAGAAGUGCAAGUCUGUAAAUUGAUAGGACAAUCAGCAGCAGCAGCGGUCGCUAUCCAGGAACGGUAUCAGCGGCUGUCCGAUUGGGCAAAUCACGUUCUCACCGUUUGGAGGAAUUUGCCUAUUGUCAAGCGCGGUCCGCGAUCUUUGGGAUGCCAGACAGACACAGUCAGAGCGUAUUCGACUGUGACCAUCGUAGUCCUCCAGCCUAUGAGUGCGAUCUGUCUCCAACGACAGUCUUCAAUUGCCAGCGAAACCGCAAGUACCACUUAAACGGGAGGCCUACGUUGAGUUGGGCUACAUCAUCGGACGAGCUUACAUAAUCCCAUCCGUGAGGGUCACCGAAAACCCCCCGAUAGAGUUAUAUCCGUAACCAUGGCUACCGAACUACCUCGCGUUAACCUGGACGAACCACGCUACGACCAGAGUACCUACUUAAAUCGUGCGAAGCACUUUCUUGUCAUCACCAAUCCGCUGAAUGCGUUCUCCACCGAGGAGCAACUGGAUCGGGCCGCACGCAUCGUGCGCGACUAUCGAGCCGGAAAGCCGCUGCCGGAUGUGCGCAGCGUCGAUGAGCUGUGGAAGGCCAAAUACCUCUACGACAGUGCGUUCCACCCGGACACCGGCGAGAAGAUGUUGCUCGUGGGCCGCAUGUCUGCCCAGGUGCCCAUGAACAUGACCAUCACCGGGUGCAUGAUGACGUUCUACAAGUCGACACCGGCCGUAAUUUUUUGGCAGUGGUUCAACCAGUCGUUCAACGCCGUCGUCAACUAUACGAACCGAUCGGGGGCUUCCCCGAUCAGCCAGGAACAGCUGUUGACCUCGUACUGCAUGGCAACAGGUGGUGCCCUCGUGACAGCCCUUUCGCUGAAUCGUCUCGUUCGGAAUGCUCCGCCUCUGGUGGGUCGCCUCGUGCCGUUAGCAGCCGUAGCCGCCGCGAAUUGCAUUAACAUUCCCUUGAUGCGCAUUCAGGAGCUGAAAAACGGCGUCACAUUGCUGGAUAAGGAUGGUAAAGAAUUGGGUGAAUCCGUUCGUGCCGCCAAGGAGGGCAUCUCGGCCGUUACCUUCAGUCGUAUUCUCAUGGCCAUGCCUGGCAUGGUCUUCACGCCGGUUCUAAUAAACAGCCUGGAGAAGCGUGGUUUAUUGCGGCGUUUCCCGUGGGCGAACGCACCGAUCCAGAUGCUGUUCUGUGGGUUGUGUUUAACCUUUGCCACGCCGCUCUGCUGCGCCCUGUUCAGCCAGAAGGCUUCGAUUAGCGUGAACAGCCUGGAAGAGGAGCUUCGUACGAAGCUGCGUGCCGAUCGUCCCGAACUAGAUGUCGUUUAUUACAACAAGGGUCUCUAACAAGUAGAUGGAAACUCUGCCACAGCAAUUAUGCUCAAAUGCAACGGUGAAGAAAAUUCGCUCUGGCCAAUUUGCGUAGCAUUUUUGAGCAUUUCCUUGGUUUAAACACUGCACCAGCAGAUCGGAAUUGCUGGAUACUACGCACACCCAACUCCACUAAUCAGCACCAUAUCGUAUAUCGUGCUUGUCAUCAUCAUCAUCUCUCUCUAUCUCUGUUGACUAGUUUUAAGUUCUCUUGCUCGGUUGUAACUCAUAUCACACCCAGAAAUCAGUUCCGUUCGCAAAAAAGUGCAAGUGACAAUAAAAGUGCAAUGUUUUUCUCACCUGUCCCCCCUAUCAAGGGUAAAGGUACGUUUUGUGUUUCGCUUUGCUAUACGAAGUAAUAGGUACCGCGAUAUAAAGCGAUUGUAACCGAAGGAGCAAUUAGUCGAUAAAAAUACGAUGAAAUAAAAAG
This is a messenger RNA of Anopheles cruzii, 1822 nucleotides long. RefSeq names its product sideroflexin-1-3 (gene Sfxn1-3). Gene Ontology annotation, molecular function: monoatomic ion transmembrane transporter activity. Gene Ontology annotation, biological process: serine import into mitochondrion; monoatomic ion transport. Gene Ontology annotation, cellular component: mitochondrial inner membrane. Lineage: Eukaryota; Metazoa; Arthropoda; Insecta; Diptera; Culicidae. The transcript has 6 exons. The coding region runs from base 400 to 1368 and encodes 322 amino acids. The record is from RefSeq and is a predicted model, not a curated record.